AUGCUCCUCCAGCGCGCGCGCGCCGAGAUCGUCGCGAAGGAGGACUCCGCCGCGGAUCUCUGGCGCUCCCGCGUGGCUUUGGAGCGAGCGACGCAGGCGCGCCUGGCGAAGGAGCGCGAACUUCGCCUUUUCAUCCUCGACUCGAAGCUCGCCAGCGCGGCGGAGAUGCAGUCGCUCGAGGAGGCGAAACUCCGCGCGGAGCGCGAACGCCGCGAGCGCUGCGUCGACAGCCUCAUGGCGGAGCAGGCGUGGGUCUUGGGGAAGCGGCUGUCGGACGACGAGCUCGCGCGGAUGGAAAGCACCGCGGAGGCGCGAAUGAGCGCCGCCCUGGAGAGGCUUGUCAGCUCAGAUUGUACCGAUUUACCCACGCUUGCCAUCCACACCGCGGGGACGGGGUGGAAUGAGCUGGAAGCCCCAUCUGUCGGGGAAAUUCCACCACCCCUCUCCGCAUCGCUUUCCUUCCCGGAUACGGUGGAGGCCGAAGUGAGAGGAAGCCCUGACCGGCAACCUUGCCAUGAGGCAAAAUCGCACGAAGCGGAGGCGCGACCGCAGCUUUCCUAUUAUAAUUCAGCGGAAUUGUCCUCUAUGGAAAUGCCUCAACGCGUGAUAGCUGCGAAUUUUAUCACGAACAAGAAAUCCAUGACCUCGGACACAACUUGUGGUCUUUCCGGAGCUGCAUCCAGCGGUCUUGAUUUCACUCUUUCCACAAGGGACAUCGCAGGCGUUCCGCAGAGUACGCGUUCGGAUUUAUUUCAGAAGUCCGAAGGUAUCUAUGUCACUCAACAGGAACCUGUGGAAAGUGGAUUAGCAAUGCCUAAGAAACUGAUCCCGCGGUCUUCCCCCACUUUACCUCUCAAUUCUCGAGCCAUCAACACCGCACUCCCCAAGCCGAAAGUUUCGUAUGAAUCCUCGAUUGCGAAAAAUGCGGAAUCCACAACGAAUAAAAUCACUUCGCCCGUGAUAUCCUCGUCUUUGCCAACGCAACAACGCCAUUUGGAGGCUUUCAAACCUUUUAGUGCGUGGUGUGAGAAUCGAUCGAAAGACAAAAUCGGACACUCAACCUCGGAUACCUCCGAAUCGCUUUACAACUCCACACAGCAGCGCUAUUUGGCAAUUCAGCGCCGAGCGUUAGGGGCAGGGAAAAAAGUCGGCUUUGCGAGCGGACGAGGGGCUGACGAUUCCAUCCGACCACCGCGUUCUCCUUUUACCCAUUCCAAACCGACUACAUCCCAACCGGAUAAAAAACCGGCAUCUUCCCUUCCGUAUCGCCCCAAACUUUACGAUAACAUGCCGCGAUCCGCCUCACUUCCGGAUCACUCUGCGCAUCCCCCCCAUCGGCAUGGGAUUUCCCCCUCAACCGAGCGAUUGCGCGCGUUUUAUGCGAAUCACCGUUUGGAUCCCUCCGGGUUGACUGCCUCGUGGAGUGAUAUUUCGACCUCUUCGACUUCAAUUUCGCCUUUUACCAAUACCAUGACGAUGGCCUCCUCCACUUUUUCGGGCGGCCAGGGGGAUCCCACGUUGGCGAAAUCCCCCCUUCCCGUGCGCACAACCUCGGCGCGCGCCCAAUCCAUCGCGGCGGCCUCCUAUCCCAGCGAAAGUACGGGAAAAGUGGAAACAAUUCCGGAUCCCAGCGAUGAGGUGGAGGAUGAAAUUCCGCAAAAGGCGCACAGCAUUCCAGAAUGCUCGGCGUCCAUUUUUUCCUCCAAGUUGGAUGCGGCCUCCGCGGCGUCGAUUAUAGAUUAUCCUCAUCGGGACAGUUAUUAUUAUUUACCACCUCAACCUCAUGGGGGCAUCCCAACCAAACGUUAG
Messenger RNA from Phytomonas sp. Hart1, 1809 nucleotides. The record is from the annotation of a GenBank genome assembly. Lineage: Eukaryota; Euglenozoa; Kinetoplastea; Trypanosomatida; Trypanosomatidae.